Oryzias melastigma (Indian medaka) is the source of this 7446-nucleotide messenger RNA. RefSeq names its product myosin-11. The coding region runs from base 1239 to 7241 and encodes 2000 amino acids. Gene Ontology annotation, molecular function: actin filament binding; cytoskeletal motor activity; ATP binding. The transcript has 44 exons. Lineage: Eukaryota; Metazoa; Chordata; Actinopteri; Beloniformes; Adrianichthyidae. Gene Ontology annotation, cellular component: myosin complex. The record is from RefSeq and is a predicted model, not a curated record.
UCUCAGUCUGGCCUCUCUGACUUUAUCUCCAAAACCUCUAAAGGUCUGAUUCGCAUAUUUGAUUUGGCAAGAUUUUACGUCGGAUGCCCUUCCUGACUCAACCCUCUGUAUUUAUCCGGGAUUGGGACCGGUACAAUGGGACCCUGGCUUGGGCCCCCUCGUGGCUACAUUAGAGUUAUUUUUGAAAAACAAUCUUCAUUACAACGCAUAUUUGCAAAAAUAGUGUUUUGUUUAGUUGUGUUGUGUUGCAUUAGUUUUCACAACAGUCUUCUUUAUGAUCUCAAGUGAAAUUUAAUCAAAUCAAACUAUAUUUGUGUAGCACUUUUCCAAAUCGUGUCUAAAGAGCAUUACAUAAAAAACACAAUUAAAUCUGAAAAACAUCAAAGACUAAAAAGCAGGUCUAGAGCCUUCUUUAAUAAAAAAAACAUGAACAGACUCAACGUGAGCUUUUGACUCAAGAGUCAGUAUUCUGUAUAUUUAGUCUACAUUUGGAAAAUUAUGUUUGGUGAAAUUGGUCUUGUGUUUCGGAAACUUUGUUUUAGCAAUUGGAAAAAAAAAAGUCUAAAUAAGUGUUUUUGAGACACUAAAGUCUCUCUGUCCUCAUGACUCCUUCACUGGGACUUUAGAUUGUUAGAUAUUAGUUUUUAAUAUUUAGAAUUUCUUUAUUUCUAGGAGUUUCUGUUGUCUGUGGUGCUGAGGUGCAGCGGUCGACCUCUGAUCUGUAGAUGGAAGGUUCGGUUCCUGCCUCUGUAUGUGUUCCUCCUUGAGGAAGACACUGAAGGCCACAUCAGUCCUGGAGGUUACAGGGCGCCGUCGGUGUCUCGCUUUGGGCCUGAGAAGACUGAGUGAUGAUCGGCUGCAGGAACCAACAGAACCUGAAUUGCCGCGUCUCUGGUGAACGUCGGCUUGUCUUCAUUUGAGCGCUUCUGUGUCCGGCUCCUGUCAUUGGCUGGAUGCAGAUGAAAUGCAAACUUGGUGCAGACGGUGGGUGGCGAGUUUGUGGUUUAAAUAGCGUGGAGGAGGACGGCCGGCCGGCAUCACCUUCACCCUCCUGUCAUUCACCUGACGGGACACUUUCCACCUGCUGGAGUUCAGCUUCGUCUUAAUCUGAACAGUUUGGACUCACAUCGUGCUCAGAGGUUACGUCGAGCCCCUCUACUGAUCCAGAGGCUGAGGACCCUGACUUAAGCUCCGCCCCCUCCAUCCCUCAGACCAAUCCAACUGCCAGUGCUUCCAACAUGGCGGAUCUUUCUGCCGACGACAGCAAGUACCUCUUCCUGGGGAACGACUUCCAGAGCAGCGGGGUGGCCCAGGCCGACUGGUCCGCCAAGAAGAUGGUGUGGGUGCCGUCAGAGAGGGAGGGGUUUGAGGCCGCCAGCAUCAGGGAGGAGAAGGGCGAGCAGGUGCUGGUGGAGCUCUCCAACGGUCAGAAGGUGACGGUGAGCAAAGAUGACAUUCAGAAGAUGAACCCGCCCAAGUUCAGUAAAGUGGAAGACAUGGCGGCUCUCACCUUCCUGAAUGAAGCCUCGGUCCUCCAGAACCUGCGAGAGCGAUACUUCUCCAGCCUGAUCUACACGUACUCGGGUUUGUUCUGCGUGGUGGUGAACCCCUACAAGAUGCUGCCCAUCUACUCGGAGAAGAUCAUCGAAAUGUACAAGGGCAAGAAGAGGCACGAGGUGCCGCCGCACAUCUACUCCAUCACCGACAACGCCUACCGGAACAUGCUGCAGGAUCGAGAGGAUCAGUCCAUUCUGUGCACAGGUGAGUCUGGUGCCGGAAAGACGGAAAACACCAAGAAGGUCAUCCAGUACCUGGCGGUCAUCGCCUCCUCACACAAAGCAAAGAAGGACAUCAACCCUCAGCAGACCGGAUCUCUGGCUUAUGGGGAGCUGGAAAAGCAGCUCCUGCAGGCGAAUCCCAUCCUGGAGGCUUUUGGGAAUGCAAAGACCAUCAAGAACGACAACUCCUCGCGCUUCGGGAAGUUCAUCAAACUCAACUUUGACGUGACCGGAUGUCUGGUUGGGGCGUUCAUUGACACCUAUCUGCUGGAGAAGUCUCGCUGCAUCCGGCAGGCCAACACCGAGAGAGCCUUCCACAUCUUCUACUACAUGGUGUCCGGAGCCACCGGCAAGAUGAGGGAGGAGCUGCUGCUGGAGGACUUCAGCAGCUACUCCUUCCUGAUUGCGGGUCACGUGGAAAUCCCGGGUCUGAAGGACGACGAGCUCUUCGAGGAGACCUUGGAGGCCAUGGAGAUCAUGGGCUUCACCCAGGAGGAGCGACUAGGAAUGCUGAAGGUGGUCUCCACGGUGCUGCAGCUGGGAAACAUCACGUUUGAGAAGGAGAGGAACAGCGAGCAGGCCACCAUGCCCGACAACACCGCGGCCCAGAAAGUGUGCCACCUGCAGGGCAUCAACGUGACCGACUUCACCCGCGCCAUCCUCACCCCCAAGAUAAAGGUGGGGAGGGAAGUGGUCCAGAAGGCGCAGACGAAGCAGCAGGCGGAUUUCGCCGUGGAAGCUCUGGCUAAAGCCAUGUACGAGCGUCUGUUCCGCUGGAUCCUGGCCAGAGUCAACAAGACGCUGGACAAGAGCAAGAGGCAGUCCUCGUCCUUCCUGGGAAUCCUGGACAUCGCCGGCUUCGAGAUUUUCGAGGACAACUCCUUUGAGCAGCUGUGCAUCAACUACACCAACGAGCGCCUGCAGCAGCUCUUCAACCACACCAUGUUCAUCAUGGAGCAGGAGGAGUACAAGAGGGAGGGCAUCGAGUGGAACUUCAUCGACUUUGGGCUGGACCUGCAGCCCUGCAUCGAGCUCAUUGAGAGGCCGAACAACCCCCCCGGCAUCCUGGCUCUGCUGGACGAGGAGUGCUGGUUCCCCAAAGCGACGGACGUGACGUUCGUGGAGAAGCUGAUGAACACGCACAGCGCUCACGGGAAGUUCUCCAAACCCAAGCAGCACAAAGACAAGCUGAUGUUCACGGUGCUGCACUACGCCGGGAAGGUGGACUAUAACGCAGCCGAAUGGCUGACCAAGAACAUGGACCCUCUCAACGACAACGUGACGGCUCUGCUCAACAACUCGUCCAGCAGCUUCAUCCAGGACCUCUGGAAAGACGUGGAUCGAGUCGUGGGUCUGGACACCAUCAACAAAAUGUCCCAGAGCUCCGUUCCCACGUCCACCAAAUCCAAGAAGGGCAUGUUCCGGACGGUGGGUCAGCUCUACAAAGAGUCUCUGGGGAAACUGAUGACGACGCUGCACAACACCCAGCCCAACUUCGUCCGCUGCAUCAUUCCCAACCACGAGAAGAGGGCCGGGAAGAUGGACGCUCACCUGGUUCUGGAGCAGCUGAGAUGUAACGGGGUUCUGGAGGGAAUUCGGAUCUGCAGGCAGGGAUUCCCCAACCGGAUCGUGUUCCAGGAGUUCAGGCAGAGGUAUGAGAUCCUGGCCGCCGGCUCCAUCCCCAAAGGCUUCAUGGACGGGAAGCAGGCGUGCUGCCUGAUGGUGAAGCACCUGGAUCUGGACCCCAACCUGUACCGAAUCGGGCAGAGCAAGAUGUUCUUCCGGACGGGCGUUCUGGCUCAGCUGGAGGAGGAGCGCGACCUGAAGCUGACCGUGGUCAUCAUUGCCUUUCAGGCGCGGGCGCAGGGCUUCCUGGGUAGAAAGGCGUUCAGCCGACGGCAGCAGCAGCUGACCGCCAUGAAGGUCAUCCAGAGGAACUGCGCCUGCUACCUCAGACUGCGGAACUGGCAGUGGUGGAGGCUGUUCACCAAGGUGAAGCCGCUGCUGCAGGUGACCCGGCAGGAGGAGGAGAUGGGUCAGAAGGAGGAGGAGCUAAAGGUGGUCAGAGAAGCAGCGGCCAAAGCCGAAGCCGACCUGAAGGACAUCACCCAGAAACACUCGCAGCUGGUGGAGGAGCAGGCGGUGCUGGAGGCGAAGCUGCAGGCGGAGGCGGAGCUAUACGCAGAGACCGAAGACAUGAGGGUCCGUCUGGAGGCCAAGAAGCAGGAGCUGGAGGAGGUGCUGCAUGAGAUGGAAGCCCGGCUGGAGGAGGAGGAGGAGCGCAGCAUCUCCCUGCAGCAGGAGAAGAAGGAUAUGGAGCAGGAGUUACAGCUGAUGGAGGCCCACAUCGUCCAGGAGGAGGACGCCCGGCAGAAGCUGCAGCUGGAGAAAGCUGCUGUGGAGGCGAAGGUGAAGAAGAUGGAGGAGGAGCUGCUGCUCACGGAGGACCAGAACAACAAACUCCAGAAGGAGCGAAAGCUUCUGGAGGAGAGGCUGGCCGACAUGAGCUCCAACCUGGCUGAGGAGGAGGAGAAGUCCAAGAAUCUGACCAAGCUGAAGAGCAAACACGAGUCCAUGAUCUCCGAGCUGGAGGUGCGCCUGAAGAAGGAGGAGAAGAGCCGUCAGGACGUGGAGAAGGCGAAGAGGAAGGUGGAGGCGGAGCUGGUCGACCUGCAGGAGCAGCAGACUGACCUUCAGGCGCAGCUCGCCGAGCUCCGUGCUCAGCUGGCGGCCAAGGAGGAGGAGCUUCAGGCCACACAGGCUCGUCUGGAGGAGGAGGGCCGGCAGCGCGGGGCGGCGCUCAAGCGGGUCCGGGAGCUGGAGGCGCUGCUGGCGGAGCUGCAGGAGGACCUGGAGGCGGAGAAGGUGGCGAGGGGGAAGGCUGAGGCCGCUCGCAGAGACCUCGGGGAGGAGCUGAACAGCCUGCGCUCGGAGCUGGAGGACAGUCUGGACACCACGGCGGCCCAGCAGGAGCUCCGGGUGAAGCGUGAGCAGGAGAUGGCCACGUUGAAGAGAGCCAUGGAGGACGAGGGGCGGAGCCACGAGGCUCAGAUCCAGGACCUCCGGCAGAAGCAUGGCCAGGCUGUGGAGGAGCUCCGGGAGCAUCUGGAGCAGGCCAAGAAGGUCAGAGCCGGUCUGGAGAAAGCCAAGCAAGCUCUGGAGAAGGAGGCGGCGGAUCUGAGCGCUGACCUCCGGGCGCUCAGCAGCGCCAAGCAGGACGUGGAGCAGAAGAAGAAGAAGGUGGAGGCGCAGCUCGGCGACCUGCAGCUGCGCUUCAGCGAGAGCGAGCGCCAUAGGAACGAGUUGUCCGAGCGGGUCUCCAAGAUGACGGUGGAGCUGGACAGUGUGACGGCUCUGCUGAACGAGGCGGAGGGGCGGAGCAUCAAGCUGAGCAAAGACGUGUCCAGCGUGAGCUCUCAGCUCCAGGACGCUCAGGAGCUGCUGUCCGAGGAGACGCGUCAGAAGCUGAAUCUGUCCGGACGCCUCCGGCAGCUGGAGGAGGAGAGGAGCCAGAUGACGGAGCAGCUGGAGGAGGAGGCGGAGGCCAAACGGGCCGUAGAGCGGCAGGCGUCCAGCCUCGGGAUGCAGCUGUCUGACCUGAAGAAGAAGCUGGAGGAGCUGUCGGCGGCCGUGGAGCUCCUGGAGGAGGGAAAGAAGCGUCUCCAGCGUGAGCUGGAGGCGGCCAGCGGCGACUACGAGGAGAAGGUCGCGGCCUAUGACAAGCUGGAGAAGAGCCGCGGCCGGCUGCAGCAGGAGCUGGAGGACGUCCUGAUGGAUCUGGACGCCCAGCGGCAGCUCGUCUCCAACCUGGAGAAGAAGCAGAAGAAGUUUGAUCAGAUGCUGGCGGAGGAGCGAGCUGUUUCGGCCAAGUUUGCAGAGGAGCGGGAUCGAGCGGAGGCGGAGCUGAGGGAGAAGGAGACGAAGGUGCUGGCGCUGAUGAAGACGCUGGAGGAGAAACAGGAGGCUCUGCAGGAGGCGGAGAGGAGCGUGAAGGCCCUCCGGGUGGAGAUGGAGGAUCUGAUCAGCUCCAAAGACGACGUGGGAAAGAGCGUCCAUGACCUGGAGCGGGCGAAGCGCGGCCUGGAGGCCUUCGUGGAGGAGAUGAAGACGCAGAUGGAGGAGCUGGAGGACGAGCUGCAGGUGGCCGAAGAUGCCAAGCUGCGCCUGGAGGUCAACAGUCAGGCUGUGAGGGCGCAGCACGAGCGCGAACUGCAGGCCCGCGAGGAGCAGAGCGAGGAGAAGAGGAGGCAGCUGCUCAAACAGGUGCGGGAGCUGGAGGCGGAGCUGGAGGAGGAGAGGAAGCAGCGCAGUCAGGCGUCUGCAGGACGGAAGAAGCUGGAGGGGGAGCUGAAGAACGUGGAGGAGCAGCUGGAGGCCGCCAGCAGGGGGCGUGAGGAGGCCCUCAAGCAGCUCCGCAAAAACCAGGCGCAGGCGAAGGAGCUCCACAGGGAGCUGGAGGACAGCCGCUCAGCUCACAAGGAGAUCCUGGCCUCCGCCAGGGAGGCGGAGCGCAGGUGCAAGACUCUGGAGGCAGAAAUCCAGCAGAUGCAGGAAAUGUUGGCUGCAGCUGAGAGAGCGAGAAAGCAGGCGGAGAUGGACAGAGACGAGCUGAACGAGGAGGCGGCCGGGAGCUCCUCAGGGAGGUCUCUGCUGUCGGAUGAGAAACGCCGCCUGGAGGCCCGGAUCAGCCAGCUGGAGGAGGAGCUGGAGGAGGAGCAGGCCAACGUGGAGAGCCUGAACGAGCGUCUGAGGAGGAGCCAGCAGCUGGUGGACCAGCUGGGGGCGGAGCUUGCAGCAGAGCGAGCGUCCUCUCAGAGCAGGGAGGCGUCGCGGCUGCAGCUGGAGAGGCAAACCCGGGACCUGAAGGCCAAGCUGCAGGACGUGGAGAGCCAGGCCCGCUCCAAACUCAAGUCCUCCGUCGCCGCCCUGGAGGCCAAACUGAGGGACGUGGAGGAGCAGCUGGAGGUGGAGAGCAGAGAGCGACAAGCCGGCGCCAAGAACCUGCGGCAGAAGGAGAAGAAGCUGAAAGAUCUGAGCGUCCAGAUGGAGGACGAGAGGAAGCAGGCCCUGGACUACAAGGACCAGAUGGAGAAGAGCAACGUCCGCGUGAAGCAGCUGAAACAUCAGCUGGAGGAGGCGGAGGAGGAGGCGCAGCGAGUGGCGGCCGCUCGCAGGAAGCUGCAGAGGGAGCUGGAGGAGGCGCUGGAGGCCAACGACGGCCUCAGUAGGGAGGUGUCCUCGCUGAGGAGCAAACUCAGGCGUGGAGGUGGCGAGGCGCUGACCGGCGGCGCGCGGACCGGCGGCGUUGGCGGGAGGAGUUUCGGGGGGGGCAGCAGCAGCAGCCGGCGGCUGAAGGAGAACUCGAUGGAGGUGCAGGAGGAGGAGCUCACCUCCCCGUCUCCUCCUAACCACACGGGGAAGGAGGAGGAGUCUCCCCCCGGUCCGGAUGAGGGAUCUCCAUGAGAAACAUCACUGCGGUUUCAGAUAAAACUUUAAAAAACGGAAAUAUUUGGAAAUUUGUUUGACAAAGUUAUGAAAAAAUAUUGUUUUAUUUAUGACAGAAACAUGACUCAGAAAGUGACUUCCUGUCCUUUCGCUCUAAAAGAGCCCUUCAAAAUAAAAGCCUGAGUUUCUGAUGGAAUGUCAUUAAAGAGUUCCCACAUCCUCA